This is a messenger RNA of Dermochelys coriacea (leatherback sea turtle), 7965 nucleotides long. RefSeq names its product shisa family member 6 (gene SHISA6). The record is from RefSeq and is a predicted model, not a curated record. Bases 5 to 1579 code for a protein of 524 amino acids. The transcript has 6 exons. Gene Ontology annotation, cellular component: AMPA glutamate receptor complex; postsynaptic membrane; dendritic spine membrane. Gene Ontology annotation, biological process: regulation of AMPA receptor activity; regulation of short-term neuronal synaptic plasticity. NCBI's taxonomy places the organism in Eukaryota, Metazoa, Chordata, Testudines, Dermochelyidae.
CGCCAUGGGCCGCCUGCCGCUGCUGCUGCUGGCCCUGCAGCUGCUGGCCCUGCUGCUGGCCGCGCCCGCCGCCGGGCCCCCCCGGGCCAAGGGCAACCGGACGCAGGGCGCGGCCCGCCGGCCGCCCCGGCCGCCCAAGGAGCUGAACCAGACGUCGGCCGGGCCCGGGGCCGCGGUGGGCGGCGGAGCGGCCCCGGGCCCGGCGCACGAGACGUGCUGGGGCUACUACGACGUGAGCGGGCAGUGGGACAAGGAGUUCGAGUGCAACAACAGCCAGAGCGGCUUCCGCUACUGCUGCGGCACCUGCUACUACCGCUUCUGCUGCAACAAGCGCGCCGAGAAGCUCGACCAGGGCCAGUGCCGCAACUACCAGAGCCCCGGCUGGAUCACCACGCCCGGCCUGCGCCCCGCGCCGCCCGACGGCAACCAGCCCGACAAGUACGACCCGGCCAAGGACAGCACCAACGCCACGGUCUACAUCUCCUGCGGCGCCGUGGCCUUCGUGCUGGUGGCCGGCGUCUUCGCCAAGGUGGCCUACGACAAGGCGAGGCGCCCGCCCCGGGAGAUGAACAUCCACAGGGCUCUGGCAGACAUCCUAAGGCAGCAGGGGCCAAUCCCAAUAGCACACUGUGAAAGAGAGACUAUCUCGGCCAUAGAUACCCCUCCCAAAGAAAACACACCCGUCCGAACAUCCUCCAAAAACCACUACACCCCUGUGCGCACCUCUAAAAGCAACCCAGGUCACUAUGGGAAGGAUAUUUAUCGAAGUGGAGGGCCAGAUCUCCAUAAUUUCAUCUCCUCCGGGUUUGUCACGUUAGGAAGAGGACACGUGAAGGAUGACCAAGAACAAAAUUAUAACCACCUGAUACUAAACAGUGCAACCCAGACACCUACAAAUGAAAAACCACGGAUGAACAAUAUCCUCACUUCCGCCACGGAGCCCUAUGAUCUCUCCUUUUCCAGGUCCUUCCAGAACCUCUCCCAUCUCCCGCCAUCCUACGAGGCUGCAGUCAAGACUAACCCAACUGACAAAGAAGCUGAUGAAUAUUACAUGAAAAGGAGACACCUUCCUGAUCUGGCAGCACGAGGGACCCUCCCUCUCAAUGUCAUCCAAAUGUCUCAGAAACAGACCAACCACAGAGAACGGCCCCGCCGACCCAUACGGGCUAUGUCCCAGGACAGGGUGCUGUCACCUGAGAGGGUCAUGCCCGAGGAGUUCAGCAUGUCCUAUGAACGGAUCUUCUCUGAUGAACAGCUUUUGUCCGCAGAGCGCCUCCAUUCCCAAGAUCCCCUGCUCUCCCCGGAGCGCACGGGUUUCGCAGACCAGUCCAUGUCGCGUGCAUUGUCACACACGGAUGUCUUUGUUUCUACGCCUGUCUUGGAUCGCUACAGGAUGACAAAGAUGCACUCCCAUCCCAGUGCCUCAAAUAACUUGUACAAUACCUUAUGUAUGAACCAAACUUCCGCCAAGCGCCAAGCAUUCGCCUCCCGACGGCACAACACAGUGGAACAACUGCAUUAUAUCCCAGGACACCACCACCAUUACCGCACAGCGAGCAAAACAGAGGUGACUGUUUGAUAUGACACUGUGCAUUGUAGAUAAUCAAUAAGGACUAGUGUGACCCCAGCACCCCAAACUGCAGUGGCCUUACAGGCCAAGAUAACCUCUAACUGAGUGUCCGAAAAGACUUUUCUGACAGUCACAUCUGCAUUGUUUUUAAAACCAUUCUCAUGUUGUUCACAUAAGAGGAAAAAAUGGGCAAUUGGAGAGAAUCCCCAACAUGCGCCAGUUUCUGUCAAAGAAAGCCAUAGCAGCAGGCAGCAUCUUCCAAGGGCUUAUCUGCUGUAACUCACUCGUUUUUAUGAAUUUAGGAUUUUUAAACUUCAAAUUGUGCCAAGUCUCACAGAGCCCAUAGUAUGUUUGCGGUAUCCUAGCCUGGUAGGGUGGGGCCCUGUCACCAUCUCUCACACCAGCCUUUUUGGCCAGUACUGAAUUUUUCAGUGACUACUUAUAUUGCCCUUGACUGCUAAUAGUCACAGUCAAGCAUUAGAUGCUAGAAUGUCCCCCAAGUCGCUGUUGUUCUUCCUGAUUUAAAAGUCAAAGCUUACUAGAGGACUGUCAGAUCUAGUGACACAGUUAGCCUAGCUGAUAAAUGAAGUCUUGUUUAUAUUAAAUAUACUCAUAAAACAGAAAUAUAAUAGUGCCUACAAAUUGCCUGCUCUCUCAGUGUAGGAAGUAGUGGGGUUGACGUGUCAAUAAGCACAAUUAUGCUGAAAUGCUCGUUAGGCCCUUUCUGCACUCAUCCUAAUUUCUACAGUCUGUAUAUAGAAAACGGGUGGGAUUUCAUUGAUUCAGCUUCUUGCCAACAUGAUGCCAGAGGCACCAAAACUCACCCAACAUUACAUUGCUAAAAAGCACUUUGGGUGAAACAUUGGCUCUGUUGAAAUAGUAAAACUCCCAUUGACUUCAGUGGAGCCACGAUUUUACCAUCCUAUUAACAUCUCAUCCCAAUCCAAUUCCUCAGCUGUUUCUGAGCCUAAUUAUUCCUCUCAGCGACAAUUGAGGACUCACCAUUUCAGAGGAAUGGCAAACCCUCUGCUAAAUCUGUUAGAACAGAGACAGACAGAAAAAUUUGUCUAUUAACCCAAAACUAGAUGGAUAUUUUCCAGUCAUCGUCUGAGCAGACAGUUACAUUUCAUGUGCAUAAAUUAUAUAUCCAACAUAAUUAUACUAAAUGGGCAUGUUGUAUAUCUGAUGUAUAAUGCUAAUUAGAUACAGAGUAUUUGUAAAUUCUUUCAAAAAUAGACUCAUGGGUCCAAAAUUUGUGAGGUGUUUUGUAUUUCAGUCUGUAUUGACAUUCUGUAGAACUAAUUCAAACUAGGACAUACCUCUGUGCACUGGGAAGAAUCUCAGAGCUUGCGAAAGGCAGGUCAGCAUCCCAAUCCAAGUGAUGGCAUCCGUGGCCAUGUUAAUGACCCUUCAACAGUUGCUCAUUAUGUCGCAUAUUCAGUUCCCAUCACAUGAGCACAUGUUGUUUUCCCAACUGGCAGAAUGGAGCCCCCUGCCUGGAUAAGAUCAUGAAUGACUUCAGAUUUUAAAUACACAUCUUAAUAAUUGCUAAUUUAACUGGCUCAUCUCUCUGCCUCUCCCCACAAACUCAGUAACUGCCCCUCCCCUCAUAUCCCAUAAAUGGCUCCUCCUCUCUUACCCUGUAACUAGCUGUCUUUGCCCCUUCCCCCACAUUCCCCUUAAAUGGCCCCUCUCCUACUCACUUUAACUAGUCCCUUUCUCUGCCCCUCCGCCACAUACCCUGUAACUGGCCCCUCCUCCACACUCCCCUUAGCGAGUCUCUCCCUCCCGCCCACACUCAUCUCACUCCUCCUAAUGCUGCUUUGGCUCCCACCCUGCAGAGCAGCAUAUGAUGUGAGAUGCUCCCAGGCUCUAUCUGGGCUCCAAUCCCAGCCCCAGGCUAAUUCUGAGGCACUCUGGGUCCCGUGGUGCCAGGCUGGCAGUGGGAAGGUGUUUUCCUUGGGUAGGCUGUUAAAGGCUGACCCUAGUGAGGAGCUUCUUCCCAUUUGACAUUAAUCAUGCUGCAAUGCUCAAGGCCCUGGCGUUGCCUGCCCCAAUCUGGGCUGUGCUUGACCCAGUCUCUAGGUCCCAGGGCUCAGUACGUUGGGAAGGGAGUCAAGCGACGAGGAGUACAGGGCUUUGUUUGACAGAAACUGUGCUGGGAUGGAACAACCAAGGGUCACCCUGGUCUAGGUGCCUGUAUUAUGUUCCCUCAGGGCUAAAACCUCUCUGGGCUGUGUGAUCAGAAUGAAUCCUCUCUCUGCUUGUAUAGCAUUCUGUCAUGGCCCCUGCAGGGGACAGAGGAACACCCACUCUGAGCAGCUCCUCACUCCUUUCGCUCCACUGAUGCUCCCCUCCCACCUCCUCAGCCCAGUCCCAGCCCCUCGGAUGUGGACACUUCUCAGAAACAGCCAUGCCCCUGAGCCUUCACCCUGAUCCCCUACGUCUUGAGGGCCAGGGCUAAUUCUGAACUGAAUGGAGCUGUUUGCAGCUGCUGCCAUCUUUGAUAGGGAGGCGCUGACCACAGAGUCUGUGGAGCUCUGCAUUAUGGACCAGGAUGUAGGCAGUCUGACCUAGUGGUCAGAGCAGGAGUCAGGACUAGUGGGUGGAGAAGGUAACCAGGUUGGAGAAAUGGGACGAGAGUCAGCACCAGAAUCAAUGGCCAGUUACCAGAGCCAGGGAUUGAAGCUGAAGGUCAGAGCCAAGGUUAGAUUCCAAAUGUUAGAGCCAAGGGUCAAGCCAAAGUCAGAGGCCAGGGAAGGGCCAAGACUGGUAACUGAUGAUUGGCGGUGAGGCGCAAGGGUAGGAACUGGAGGAGAGGCAAGAAUCAAGCACAGAGCAGGAGCAUGGUGGGAAUGGGAGCGAAGGCAGCCAUGAGGCAGGAGCGGAGCAGGAAUAGGGUUGGGUGCAGGAGGCAGGCACAAGUAGGGGCUAAUGCAGCCACAACAGGAAAUCGCCUUGCUGCUCAGACAAACUUACUGUUCCUCCUCCUGCCUUAAAUAGCAUGGUUUGACCAAUCAGUGGAGCUGGGCGAUCCACCAAACAAGGUGCCCAUGAUGGUGUCUUGGCUGAGGCUAUAUAGUCCUACUAGCUUCUUGGCCCAUCAGGUUUUGGCAGAUAUUGGGUAGAAGCCACGAUACAGCAGCUGUCUGGGAAAUCCCAGGACUUGCUUCAAGACCCAGGACAUCACACCCUGACUCCCUUCUCACUCCAGUGUAAACCAGGAGCCAUUCCACUGUAAACAGAGUGUGAGAAGAGAUACAGGCCCGGUUUCCAGCAGUCUGUGGGGAGGAGCAGGGCUCAGUGUGGGACGCUCAGACACAGGGUUAGGACGCUCAUUUCUCUUCUUCCAUGGCCAAGCACAGCUCUUUGGAUGGCUCUUUUCCCACGAGCUCCAUUCUUUGCUUCCAUUUUCAGUUCAUGAAUUUAAGGAGCUACUGGAGUAGGUGUAGCUACCAAGCCUCUUCUCCUAAGUCCUCUUCACAGAUGCUGUGUUGUGCUGCAGGCCAUUUGAUUGCAGAGCUUCACCUGUCCUGUUCCCGAAAGGUUGCUGGCCCUCUGCCAGCCUGUCCUACUUGGGCAAUAAUCUUCCAAAGAAAUUCUGGCCCCUGUCUCCGUCACCCAUGCAGCUGGGUGAAGCUGGUGUAUCCCACAGGAGUAAUCAACAGACCUUCAGUGCACACUCUCUUCAGGGAAGCAGUCACCAUCAAAGCAAGGUUUGGCAGUUUCUCUGGAGAAUGCUUCUUGCACUGGAUACUGCAUAUCUCUUCUGGACACCGCUCUGUUGUGUGACUUCCUUGUGUGGCAUGAUAGGCAGGUAACUGGCAAAGCAAUGUUCAGCACAAGCCACUGUUUGAUUGGAUUGAGUUCCUCCUUGUCCCUCUUUCUGAGGGCUUGUCACUCAGAGGAUGCAAGGUCUGGGGCUGGGAGUCACAAUGACGCUGGUGGACUAGUCCCAGCUUUGCCAGUGACUGGCAGUGCAACCUCCCUGUGCUUUGUUCAGCUCCCCUUUAGCCAAAUGAGAAGAAGAAGAAUACGGGAGUGUGGUGGGGUUAAUUCAGUAAUGUCUAUAAAGUGCACUGAGAGCUGCCAAGUACACUGCAGAAGAGCAAAGUAUUAUAAUUAGUAGUAGCAUUGUUAUUUGUUGGUUGGAAGAUGAUGUGCUACAUUACUGUGUCUGGACUGGCAAGAGUCCACAUAUGGUCACCCUAUUCAGAGGGAGAAUGUGCUGGGUGGGACAGCUUCACAGAAUAACCCACUGGUUUACUUCUCUCCUGUAACUUGUCCAUUUUCUCUCUAGCCAGCUGCAGUCCCCAUGGCAAUUCUCACACAUCCUUCAACUUCCCUGCUUCAUCCUGCCUAGGUCUAAGCCACCUUCUGACCCUCUCUUCAGGAGGAAAGCAGAGUGCAGUCCAGAUUCCUCAGUACAGUAGAUCUGACUUAUGAUGAAUCUUACCCGUCCUAGCCGUGGGUGGCCAUAAGCAUCUGCAGAGUGCCAAGUUCCCAAAAUGCAUGUGGGGAGAGAAAAGGGUAUGCAUAGUAUGCCCCGGGUUUAUAGCAUUUCCUACAAGCUGGUAUUGACUUUGCAUGCCCCAGGCAGUAUUAUACAACAGUGAGUUGCAUUGGGGAACUCCAGAAUUCAGAUUGACCCUGUAACAAUCUUGUUUCCUAAGAUCUAUAGACACAGUCUUUGAAAUAAGGAAACUAUUUUUAAUGAACACAUAUCACAUAAAAACUUCAUCAGAGCUGAUGAAAAUGUUUUCAGAUAUGUUUUAAAGGCACCAAAUUGUGUUUUAAUGAAAAAUGACCAUAUUUUCCAGUGUUUUAAUGUUCCUUUUUUAAACGACACUCUGAUUCAGGGGUGUGGAGAAGCGUGAGGUGGGAAAUGGUUACCGAGAUACAAGAUAUCCUUUCCUUGCCCAGAGUUAAUUUCUACUUACUGCUCUGCUUUCCUGACCACACGCAAUGACAGGCCUAUGAAGCUGGGCUUCACAGCUGCAGAUACAUAGUAUUAUAUCAAAACAGUCCACAUCCAAAAUGUGCAACAUGAUGAGAUUUGGGCACUGACUCUAUACAAGCAGAAUCAUCCCAGGGAAAAGGGAGAUAGUUCCCAGCAGUUGGGAAAAGUUCUUCAUAACAAACAAAGCUUCAUGAAACAGGGUAACAUUUAACUGUAAAGGAAGUAUAUGUUCUAAUUUGUGACUGAUUAGCCAUUUUCAGUUUAUGUAGCAGAGGACUAGCUCGUCUUAGUUUUAGUUUCAGAUUUAUUGUGUAUAGUUGGAAGGAGGAACUACACUGAAAGCUGGUUAAUACAUGUAGAUUUCAUGUGCUGGGGAGGUAAAACUAUGGGAAAGUUUUGAAAAGUUGGAUUAAAUAUUUUCAUUAAAAAAAAGUGUUGUUAGCAAUAAUUGUGUCCGGCUGUUUCUUAGAAAAUAGCCAUUUGUAUGUUGUAUGUUCACAAGCUGAUCAUAAAGGUGUAAUUAGCAGGCUGUCUUUAGCUGGUUUAGGCUUACAACUGAGAUAUCCUUGUUAGUUCUAAAUCUGACUGUCUAAAAAAAAAUCUACAUCUGACCUGCUGAAAGCUCAUAGGCUAGAACGGAGAUGAGAUUAUUCUGUUCCAAUAUAUUUAUGUAAAUCUGAAAGUGAUCUACUAUCUCAGUAGUUAGAGAAAUGACAUUUUGUGUCUCUUGUGUGCUCUUCACUAUGUGUGAAAAUUCUCACUGUUCGUGCCAUUCACGACAGCAGUGAAAUGUGAGAGCCAUGACAUUCUGAAGUUCUGCCCAUGUGCUUUGUAAUAGCUUCUUACAACCUUCAUUCCGUAAAUCGGUUAGAAAUUUUGUAGCAAGAAUUUUUUGGCUCUAAGAAAGACAUUUCUUACUGUAAUAUUUUUAGUUUGGGGGACAAUAUUUCCUAAGAGGGGGUUAGGUGGACAUUUUUGUGCUUUAGCCCAAUUUAUGGAUUCCGUGUUUAUUAUACAGUAGUACUGAUGAGAAAGUACAUUUGUAUCUGUAACUUUGCACAGACUCUUGGUUAACCAUUAAAUAAGCUUGAAGAUGAGCAGUAUUUGACUGUUUUUCUCUGUAUUAUUCUUGUUGUUAUACUUACCAGUAAAAGCACAUUCUAUAUGUACUGUAAACAAAAAUAUUAUCAGUUUAGUAAAAUUUAGAGUCUUAAGGAUUUUUCCACUUUUGUCAGUAACAAAUAUUUAUGGAUUCCAAAAUAAAGCAAUUUAAACAUAUCAAUUGUUUCCUUUUUUAUAUCUAUUGGGGGAGGAAAUCAAAGGCCAUUCUGUUGGCAGCUUUUGCAACCUUUGUAAGCAGAGUUUGAAAGGAGCAUAUCUCUAUUUCUGUCUGUGUGCUUAAAUACCAACUAUUAAAAUGAAUACUGUGAGGUCU